AUGGCUUUGCGUCACGUCGCUGAUGAUAUAGCAUGUGCAGCAACAGCCGAUGCAGCAGCAGCACAAUGCGAUGCACUGCGAGAAACCAAGGCAGCAGGUGCAGACGCAGCAACAGAAGGGCUGCCGCUCUGGCGCCAGGUCUUCCUAAGAAGGACCAGGAUUAAGCACUUGCUGCAGCAUGAGUGGUUUGCUGAUGUCUGUACUGCACACGCAGCAGCGCUGGAGGAAAAUCGCCGGCUGCUAGCGAACCAUGCGUCUAUCUUGGCUGUUCGCUCUGCCGCCGCAGCACAAGAGGGAGUAGCAGCAGCUGCUGCUACUGCUGCUGGUACAGGCUCGCCAUCGACAGACCAACGCCUGCUGCUGCAAAGCGCACAAGAUGCAGCAGCACUCAAACAGCAGGUAAGGACGAUACAGACAGCAGCAGCAGCGGCACAACGUCAAUAUGAGAAGCACCGACGGCACCUAGAAACGGAGCUGCUUCUGUUGCAGCAGCAGGUGCAACAACAGCAGCAAGUCCUUGCGGAUAAAGACCGAGAACUACUGCAGCAGCAGCGUCUGCUGAGAGAGAAGGAGGAGGAAGUUUCCGAGAAGGAAGCUCAGGCAGCAGCAACUCGCAGGACGUGCUUGUUGCUUGUGCAGCAGCAGCAGCAGCAGCAGCUAGUUGUGCAGAAGGCGCAACAGGAAGUUGCAGCGAAAGCCCUAGAGACGGAAGGCUACCUGCGGGAGCUUCUGCGCUACAAGCAAGCAGAAGCAGCUUCUCUCGAGCUGCUGCAGCAGCAGAUGCAUGCAGGACCACCGGAAAACGCCGAUUCUGCUGUUGCAGCAGCCCCAGGGAGCACCAGAAGCAGUGAAGGCUGCAGCUGCUGCUCAUGCCGGUGCUGGGCCCGCUUCAGCUGCAGCCCGUGGGGCUGCAGUAGCUACGUUGGGAAUGAACGGUGCUGUUGGAACGUCUAG
Eimeria mitis is the source of this 954-nucleotide messenger RNA. RefSeq names its product WD-repeat protein, putative. NCBI's taxonomy places the organism in Eukaryota, Apicomplexa, Conoidasida, Eucoccidiorida, Eimeriidae. The transcript has a single exon. The record is from RefSeq and is a predicted model, not a curated record. Bases 1 to 954 code for a protein of 317 amino acids.